This is a messenger RNA of Sapajus apella (tufted capuchin), 1723 nucleotides long. It is a transcript of the gene DAW1, whose product is annotated as dynein assembly factor with WD repeats 1. The transcript is spliced from 13 exons. Bases 56 to 1345 code for a protein of 429 amino acids. The record is from RefSeq and is a predicted model, not a curated record. Gene Ontology annotation, biological process: mRNA splicing, via spliceosome. Lineage: Eukaryota; Metazoa; Chordata; Mammalia; Primates; Cebidae. Gene Ontology annotation, cellular component: U4/U6 x U5 tri-snRNP complex. Gene Ontology annotation, molecular function: U4 snRNA binding; protein binding; U6 snRNA binding.
GCGCGGUGCCACCUGCGCAUGCGCACCCGCGUCCCGCUGCUGUUUAGCGGUUUCCAUGACUACGAAGCCCAUCGGCCCGGCCUUGGAGAGCAAGAAAAUGAAGCUCAAGAGCUUCCUGCUACGUUAUUACCCGCCAGGAAUUAUGUUGGAAUAUGAAAAAAGUGGAGAAUUAAAGACUAAGUCCAUAGAUUUGCUUGAUCUUGGUCCCAGUACGGAUGUCAGUGCUUUAGUGGAAGAAAUCCAUCAGGCAGAACCUCUAAUCACAGCUUCACGAGCAGAGCAAGUGAAACUCUUGAUACAGAGGUUACAGGAGAAACUUGGCCAGCACAGCAACCACACAUUCUAUCUUUUUAAGGUUCUCAAAGCACAUAUAUUGCCACUGACUAAUGUUGCACUUAACAAAUCAGGCUCAUGCUUUAUCACAGGAAGCUAUGAUCGGACGUGCAAGCUCUGGGACACUGCAUCUGGAGAGGAGCUGAACACCCUGGAGGGCCACAGGAAUGUGGUUUAUGCCAUAGCAUUCAACAAUCCUUAUGGUGACAAAAUUGCCACUGGGUCCUUUGAUAAAACUUGUAAACUCUGGAGUGUAGAGACAGGACAAUGUUACCAUACCUUCAGGGGCCAUAGAGCAGAAAUAGUGUGUUUAUCAUUUAACCCUCAAAGCACAUUGGUGGCAACUGGAAGUAUGGACACAACAGCCAAAUUGUGGGACAUUCAGAAUGGCGAGGAAGUUUUCACCUUAACAGGACAUUCUGCAGAAAUCAUCUCCUUGUCAUUUAACACUUCAGGAGACAGAAUCAUCACUGGGUCUUUUGAUCAUACAGUUAUAGUGUGGGAUGCUGAUACAGGAAGGAAGGUACAUACCCUAAUUGGUCAUUGUGCUGAGAUUAGCAGUGCCUUAUUCAAUUGGGAUUGCUCUCUAAUAUUAACUGGCUCUAUGGACAAAACCUGCAUGCUGUGGGAUGCUACAAAUGGAAAAUGUAUGGCAACCUUAACAGGCCAUGAAGAUGAAAUACUAGACAGCUGCUUUGAUUACACUGGCAAGCUUAUUGCAACUGCUUCAGCCGAUGGAACAGCAAGAAUUUUCAGUGCAGCCACAAGAAAAUGCAUUGCCAAACUGGAAGGCCAUGAAGGCGAUAUUUCAAAAAUUUCUUUCAACCCUCAAGGGAACCGUCUUCUAACUGGCAGCUCUGACAAAACGGCUAGAAUCUGGGAUGCUCAGACUGGCCAGUGCCUCCAGGUUCUUGAGGGGCACACGGAUGAAAUCUUUUCAUGUGCUUUCAACUAUACAGGCAACAUAGUCAUUACAGGGAGCAAGGAUAAUACCUGUAGGAUAUGGCGUUGACUGAAGGAAGCUGGUCAGUGAGCAACCUUCCUAGCAACGGUAAUCAAGAACUUGAGCUUCAUAAACAGCAGCUCUUUUAAUAUUUCUUAUGCUUUCUCUUUUUCUGCAUGUCAGUUAUUUAUACCACUGUCCUUUAUUUCACGGAUACGACCAUUAAACAUGACAAAGUUAUGUCACUCCUAUGUCAUUAUUUGAUAGAGAUGGAAGGACACAGCGUAAUGUUUGGCUAAUGCCACCAGUUAUUUCAUUUGUGUUUGUUUUUUUAAAAAAGGAUUAUGAUACUGAUAAAGGAAACCAGAGUGAUUAACAACGUGUCUCCUGGAUUCUACUUUGAAGCCUAUUGUAAUAAUUUCUGUUGAAUAAAGUGUUUGGAGGAAA